Molecule: messenger RNA, 3077 nt
Organism: Anoplopoma fimbria (sablefish)
Lineage: Eukaryota; Metazoa; Chordata; Actinopteri; Perciformes; Anoplopomatidae
Product: sialoadhesin
Exons: 18
Coding region: 1-1941 (646 amino acids)
Source: RefSeq, a predicted model, not a curated record
AUGUUGGCAGGUGCGUUGGUUCUGGGCACCAUCCUUACAGCUUUACCAGGUAUUCAGAGCAGGUGGAGCGUGUCAUUUUCUAGGAGGGAGAUCUGUGUGUGGGCUGGAACAACUGUCACUCUGCCCUGCCGUUAUGACUACCCAUCAGGUCACAAUGUGAAGCGGGUCAUGUGGUUCCGUGUGUCUGCAGAAGGUCGCAGGGAGUUUGCUCACCACAGUGACCCCAACGAGAUCAGCAUGUCUUACCGCGGACGCACCCGCUACAUCGGAGGCAGCUACUCCAGCUGUUCAGUCCAGAUUCGGGUUGUCAAGCUGAGUGAUGCGGGCCAGUACCACUUCAGGUUUGAGACGGACCAACCACUGGGGAGAUGGACCUCCCCGAACACCAUCACCCUCGAUGUAACAGACCUCCAGGUCCAGGUUCAUCCAGCAAGGCCCGCCAACAUGUUUGGCUUCGGAGAGACUGUGUUCGUAGGUUGCCAGGCCAGAGGAUGUGCUGCUCCAGGGAGGAGCCUUGCACUGUACAGGAACGGACUGAACCUGGGCUCCUAUGAAAAAUGGAUGAUCAUCAAUCGCUUUGACAAGCAGCAUGCUGGAGCGUACACCUGUCGACCAAUCCCACCACAGAAUGUACAGUCACCACCCGUCUCGCUGGCUCUGGGACGCGGUCCCAACUCCACGUCCAUAGCAGUCUUCCCCAUUGGGGAGGUUUCAGAGGGGGGGUCGGUCACUCUUACAUGCAGCAGUUAUGCAGCUCCGCCUGUGGAGAGCUUUGCAUGGUUCAAAGACAUGGAGAGUGGCAGCAUCCCAGACAGUUUUAGGCCUCAGCUCCGCCUGUCGCACCUCAAAUACACAGACAGAGGAGAAUACUUCUGUGUAGCUCGCAACUCACUGGGAACAGACCGCUCCAAACCACUUCUACUGAAUGUCACAUACUCUCCAAAGAACACUCGUGUGCUGCUGAGUCCUCCAGCUGACAUCAGAGAAGGCUCCUAUGUGAACAUGAGCUGUGUCAGCCACGCCCAGCCUCAUGCCAGCAGGUAUGCUUGGUAUCGUAUCCUAGGUGACCAGGUGUUGUCUAAAGGAACCUUCCAGAACCUGACAUUCCCCUCAGUGCGUGCUCAUCAUGCUGGUCAGUAUUACUGCUCAGCGUGGAACCGGUUGGGACACCAAACCUCUCCUGUUGUUACACUCACCAUACUUUACCCUCCUAAGAACACCUCAGUUCUAGCUCGUCCCUCCAGUGUGGUGGAUGCUGGCCGACCUUUGACCUUGACCUGCAGCAGUCAGGCCAACCCUGCAGUGGACAACUUCACAUGGCAUCGCUUAGCUCUGGACGGGGGCUCUGUACAAUCGUGGGGCAGCAAGUUCGGUCCUGUCUUCACCUUCUCUGAGGUCGGCCCUAGAGAGAGCGGACAGUACUACUGCGAGGCCAGGAAUCGAAUCGGAGCCCACAGCUCUCCUGUCCUCACUGUACGAGUCAGAGGUCGACUUAAGGUCAUUGCCUUGGCGUCAGCAGUAGGGGUGUCUGCUGGACUCAUCACUCUCACAGUGGCCAUUAUGAUCAGUAAGAACAUGCACAGAGUAGACACGGAGUCAGGAGAAGUAGCAAACAAGCGUCCGUCAGUGACAGCUGACACCAUGUUCUACGAGUCGACCCAACAGACCUUUCCAGUGAAAAACGCCAAGAUGUCCGACAUACCGGAGGAGCCAGAGGACUUGAGUGACAGCGCCCACCCUGCCAUUGUUCCUCUGAAGGAUGCUCCACCAAUCACAGAAGUUGAAACUCACAGCCCCGCCCCCAACUACAUCACUGUCCACUACUCCAAGUUGUCCAGUGUUGACCAGGUACAGGUCCACAACCUGCCACUGGGUGGUGAUAAAAAGCCGAAGGAUUCCUCCAAAGUUGUUUACACUUUACUGCAUCAGCCGCGCCACUGACUGGGAGACAAGGCAAAUCAGCUGAACAACAAAUCAGUCCUCCUCAUGUGAACCAAUCGCUUUACUUCCAUUCACAUUGUAGGUCAGGAAACGACUCUUCGUGAACUCUGACGAUGUCUUAUGCUGUCCUGAUUCAGACAUGUCGUUAUGGAUCCUCCACCAGACCACGAGGACAACAUGUGGUGCUGACUGGAAGUCCAGCGCCUAAACUGUGUUGCAUGUCUUCCCCUUUUUUUAUUCUAUGCAUCUUACAACUGCCUGAAGUAACACCCUGUUGACCAUUUUGCUUGCAUCUACAGUACAGACUAAAUCUACUGCUGCUCUGUAGUUGGUAGCUAACACUAAAAUACAAGUAAAUGUAGAUUACACAGUGUGAGUGGUUGCAACAGCGUCAUUUGCAUCCUCUCAUCUUGAAAUGUGAUAACCAUUUGAAUGAGAACCUGGUUGUCUCCAAUACAUUUAUGCUAUCUAUAAAGAACAUGCAAUAUUUGACACACAACAAUGUGCUGAAUUGUUAAAAAGUUUAUUUUUUUUGAUUGCUGACGCUGCAACAUAUAUUCAGUUGAUAUAGCUUGCUUCCAUUAAAUCAGUCUCUCUAUUCUUAUGUAGAGUAAGCAGAGCCAGCAAUAAUGCAAAAGUACAUGUUGUGGUUUGUUACACUGAAUAAAAAUAUAACUAACAAAUCUUGUAGCGUGAAUGUAUGUUACAAUCUUUGCAGCCUACAACAAAUGAACAGCAGGAUAAGGAUAGUGUAGUCAGCAGUAAGAUUACAUUUCAUCAAUUUCAAAACUAUUCUGUUUUUUCUCUCACAGUUGUAAUGAAUGUUUCAGUCCAGACAUUCAAAUCCACCAAACCUUUGCUAACUCAUUAGCUUCUUUAAUUUCAAGUGAAUUCAGUAAUGAGACACAGGUGAGCGGUGAAAGCCAGUCAGAGCUGAUUAGGGAAGUGGGAACAGGUGUGUUGAUGGGUGUGGCAGCCAGGUGAUGGGGAAAAGUUGGGAAAGUACGAGGACAUCUGGUGGACGGAUGGAAAAUGGCAAUGGUUUGAUUUGUGGAACAAGAAGAGUGUGGCGAUGAGGGACAGACAGACAAAGUGUUAACCUUUGGAGGAAAUUCAGUCAAUAAGAUUCAGUCUAC